AUGGAUUCCCUAUAUGAAAUCUUGGGAGACAGCCCUGGAAUUCUUUGUCUCUUCAAACAAGGCUAUCAUAUACGACAGCAAUAUGCCGACAGGGACAAUACUGAGACCCAAUCAAGUUGGGCUAGCUCAUUAAUCUGGGACAGAAACCGAAACACACAUGGAAGUAUGAAUCUGUGCCGCGUUCUCGCAGGCAUCGCACAUGAUGGGAAAGUGCUUCCUCUAACGGAUCAGAUGAUGACGCAGGAUCCUCGAUUAUGCAGAACAGCUGCAUCAUUCCCGGACGUCAUUCGACAUAUGAUAUUGAACUUGUAUGAUAUCACGUUGUCGUAUCAAGCGGAGACAGAUAGUCGCUAUUAUCAAAUCGACGCUUUCCGAUCUCAGUGGAAGGUACUGCACGGAAUAUUUUCUGACUCGGCUAACACUAAUUUUGUAAUUCGGGUGCUUCUGGAUGUUCAUGAUUACCGGAAUAGGGAGGUCUAUGAAACGACUGAGCUGCCACCAGUCUAUCGAAUACUACCUUCCAAUGCCAACCACACUUCAACGUGUUCGGACUGGCUUUUAUCGAGGCAUCUUCAACAGAAGUGCUCGGUUGGUUUUCUUUGGCUGUGA
Molecule: messenger RNA, 609 nt
Organism: Penicillium robsamsonii
Lineage: Eukaryota; Fungi; Ascomycota; Eurotiomycetes; Eurotiales; Aspergillaceae
Exons: 3
Coding region: 1-609 (202 amino acids)
Source: RefSeq, a predicted model, not a curated record